Molecule: messenger RNA, 1377 nt
Organism: Gekko japonicus
Lineage: Eukaryota; Metazoa; Chordata; Lepidosauria; Squamata; Gekkonidae
Product: olfactory receptor 1361-like
Exons: 3
Coding region: 1-1377 (458 amino acids)
Biological process (GO): G protein-coupled receptor signaling pathway
Cellular component (GO): membrane
Molecular function (GO): G protein-coupled receptor activity; olfactory receptor activity
Source: RefSeq, a predicted model, not a curated record
AUGGAAAAGGAACUGGGGAACCAAACCCACUUUGAGGGAUUCAUCCUCCUGGGUCUCUCCACCUCGCCCAAGUUCCAGGGUCUUCUCUUCCCUCUCUUCCUCUCUAUGUACCUGAUUAGCCUGCUGGGGAACCUCUUGAUCAUCCUGGUGAUCUGUUCCAAUGAUACCCUCUUCCAUACCCCCCUGUACUUCUUCCUCAGCCACUUGUCCUUGGCUGACAUUGGAUUGAGCUCCAGCACCGUGCCCAAGAUGCUGCAGCCCCUGGUGUCCAAGACCAACGCCAUAUCCUACAGUGGAUGCUUGACCCAACUGUAUUUCUUUGUGGUCUUUUGCACCACAGAUAACUUCCUCCUGGCCUCCAUGGCAUAUGAUCGCUACGUGGCCAUCUGCCGCCCGCUACAUUACAGAACAGUAAUGAGCUACAAGCGCUGUCUGAUCUUGGCUGCCGGAUCUUGGCUCCUGUCUAAUGCUCAUAGCCUGCUGUAUGUAUCCUCGAUAUCUGGUUUUUCCUUCUGUACUUCCUGGGAGAUCCCCCAUUUCUUCUGUGAUGUCCACCCUUUAAUCAAACUCUCCUGCUCGGACACCUCCUCUGUUGAAAUGAUGCUUAUGUUUGAAGGUACGGUGGCCUUGUUUGGGCCCCUCAUGAUCAUCCUCAUAUCCUACAUCUUCAUUGUCUUCCAAGUAUUGAAGGUCCCAUCUGCUUCUGGGAAGUACAAGGUCUUCUCCACCUGUGGCUCCCAUCUCACCACGGUAGCCUUAUUCUAUGGCACUCUGAUGGGAACCUAUAUCCGCCCAUCAUCCACCUAUUCGGGUGCUAAAUUGAGUAUAGCGUCCAUUUUCUACACCGUUGUUACUCCUAUGCUCAAUCCCUUUAUCUAUAGCCUGAGGAACACUGAGAUACAUGGGGCCAUGAGGAGGUUGCUGAGGAUUUGGGCAACACGGAACUACAAUUCCCAGAAGGACAUGGGAGCACCAGAGUGGUCCACCCUGUCUUUUCUAGCUGUUGACUCGGUAGUUUUUGCUGGAGAGAGAGAGAAGGAAAUUGGGGGAACUUGGAAUUCAACAGGGACUCUCUUCCUCAUUUUGCCCAGCUGGAGGGAGAAUUUGGCUUUCACUUGCCUGAGGCAAAGUGGCACAUUACAAAGUUCACAUGGGGAAGAGCCAUAUAAAUGCUUGGAGUGUGGAAAGAGCUUCUCUCAGAAUACCCACCUAGCUGCACAUCAGAAGAUUCACACAGGGGAGAAGCCAUAUAAAUGCUGGGAGUGUGGGAACAGCUUGUCUCAGAAUACCAAUCUAGCUGUACAUCAAAAGGUUCACACAGGGGAGAAGCCACAUAAAUGCUGGGAAUGUGGAACUGCUCUCAGAAUAUCAACCUAG